Nicrophorus vespilloides is the source of this 2907-nucleotide messenger RNA. Its product is annotated as serine-rich adhesin for platelets-like. Bases 56 to 2527 code for a protein of 823 amino acids. Gene Ontology annotation, cellular component: plasma membrane; cytosol. Lineage: Eukaryota; Metazoa; Arthropoda; Insecta; Coleoptera; Silphidae. The record is from RefSeq and is a predicted model, not a curated record. The transcript has 3 exons. Gene Ontology annotation, biological process: insulin receptor signaling pathway. Gene Ontology annotation, molecular function: insulin receptor binding; phosphatidylinositol 3-kinase binding.
CGUUAAGGACGUGUUGUGCCCGGCGCAUCCACCGAUUCUUCUAAUUGCGUUAACAAUGGUUUUUCUUCGUUUAGGUUUCAAUGAUAGCCGAGUUCGUUGCGACAGCAUGCCGAGCCGCCCGCGCACCACCAGUGAGGGUCAUCAUCAUUCUGGUGGUGGUGGUGGUGCAAGCGGUAGUACUCCUGUUUGGGAGAAGAUGGCCAGCUACCUUAUGCCCCACCGUCCACAAUCGAUGCACGUCAGAGAUUUUUCGCAUUCACCGCCUUCUGGUAGUCCGGUGAGUCCGCCGUCCGCGGCAUGCUCCACCGAUUCGGCGGGUUCAUCGCUCAGCAUCGACGAGAGCGAGCCGUGGCACGACGAUCUGCACCGGCGAUUCCCGACGUCGCUCACCCCCGACGAGGCCAUCGCCGAAGAGAACUGCGACGACUGCACGGACAGUCCGUGCAUGGUCCACUCGAGCCCGACAACCUGCAGCUACCUGAGGAUGGCGCCCAUCAGUUCCGACGACGGAUACGUGGACAUGAGUCCGAAAGCGAAACACACGGCGAUGUCUCCCGCUGCGAGCAUGAGCAGUGUCACCUCGGGCACUCCGUCAACAGAUAUGCGCUUCGCAGAGUAUCCGCUGGAAAAGGUCGCCUCCUAUCUGACGCGUUCCGAGGAGGAGGAGACGAAUUCCACGGAGAGGCCGAGGACGUACUCGAUGGGAUCGAGGCCGUACAAGUCGAGGAUGGACCAGGUCAGGGAUCGAGCCUGGAGCGUCGGCUCCAAAAGCAAGAAGUUCCACGGACGGGUGCUUCCACCGCACGGCGGACAACCGCACACCGGCGCCAAAUCCUCGAGCGCUCCGUUACUCUCCAACUCGCGUCUGCACAGUUCGCACAGCUCCGUCGAUCCGAUGGACGACCUCAUGGAGAUGGACUUCUCAAAGAACUCCGGUUACAUGGACAUGCGACCUGGAAUCAAAACGUGCGCGGGGUACGUCGUGAUGCGGCCUGGACACAUCGAGAAACCCGUGGACACGAGCCCGUACGUCGACAUGAGACCCGGAUCGUCCCCGGCGAAGAGCACCUUCGUACCGUCGAACGAAAGCCAAAGAACAGAGAUUUCCCGACCCGGUUACAUGGACAUGGACAACAGAAGGAGUUCGAAGGUGAAACCUUCGACGUCUCCGAUGAUCUCCGUUUCGCCCAUCUCGUCUCUGUCCUCCACAUCCCCGAUGUCCCAGUACACACCGCAAAGCGAGUACUGCGACAUGAGUUUCCAACCGAAGAAUGCGGCGCUCGCGGAUUCCUAUCAAGCCUCGCCGGUGAAAUCGACGUUGAGCGGUUACUUCCCGAACAUCCCGUCCGCCGACAACAUGGACUCUUACUACUCGAUGUCGAGGCCGAGCAACAACGACGGUUACGUCGAGAUGUCGCUGGGGAACAAUAAACCGCAGUUGUUGUCGUCGUCUUCGUGCAGCGAUUACACGAACAUGUCGCUGGGAAGCAAGAAGAAAGAUCGCAAAGCGAAGGAGACUGGCCGUUCGCAACCGAUUACCAUUCAGAAUUCGGUGUCUCAAGCGCAGAAGCCUUCGGGAUUCUUCAGUCGGCAGUCGAUAUCCGUGUCGCCGAAGAUAUUACCGCCUUCCAACAGCAGCAGCACGUUCAGCUUCGCGCGGCAAAGAUCGCGCAAGAACAGCCGAAGAGAUUCCAGGGACAGUUCCAGUUCGAGUGUUACCACACCCUCCAGUUCCUCAACGAUAUUUCCUAUUAGUCUAAACAGUCCGACGUCGCCAUCCGCAACGACGACGGCGACAACAACGGUGAACUCUAUUAGCAGCAGCAGCAGCAGGAACGUCAUCAAGAUUCCUGCGGCUAUUUUGAAAGCCAAAUACACGCAAUCCUCCACCGGUUUCCGCUCGGAUUACACGAGCAUGGAUUUCGAUAGGCGGAAAUCUUCAGGGCAUCAACAACCCUCCGAUUACGUCAACUGCGAUCUGGGUGCGUCCUCCUCGAAAACCAAGAGCAGAUCUUCGGCUGAUUCCGCCGGAGAUUACGCCGUGAUGAAACCCGGCGUUCUCGAUAAAUCCGAAAGUCCGAGCGCGUCCACAUCGAUGCUCUGCACCCAAUUGACAGUCGACCUUAGCUUCAAACCCAUCAACGACGAUUACUUCGAGUUCGAACCAUCAACGUCGAACGCUCUCGAUUCGAGACUUUUUCCCAACAACGAUACCGCGCUGUUGAACAACAACAACAACAAUAAACUUUCGAGGCCGAGCUCGGAGAGCAGCGAAGUGUCGACUAUCGUCGGCUCAAGACCAUCUUCCGUAAACAGCGAUAAAAUCCAGCAGCAGUUGCACUACGCCAGUUUAGAUCUGCCGCCAGUUGCCAUUAACGACGACGACUCGAGCAAGAGUCCCAGGCAACCGAAGGACCAAUCGAGUGGUGGAGCUCAGGAAACGCAGUCCGACUCGACGAAACUCUUCGAUUACGUCGAGAUCGAGUUCAACAAGAACAACCAGCUCCUUGCGAACGCCAAGCACUGAGCGAAAAUUUAGAUGAAUUGCAAACGAUGAAGAAAACACUCGCGCACGCAUAAAGCAAAAAUGUAUAGACUGAUUUAUUUUUCGCAUAUCUCGCGCGUAUGUUAAUCCCGAACUGGAGGCAAAGAGGAGAGGAUUGAAUACAAAUCACUCUAUCCGCGACAGUGAGAAAGAGAUAAAGAGAGAGAGAUGGAAAUGGAGAGAAUCACAAAGAAGAAAAACUGAAACGAAAGAAUCGUAAAACCUAGGUAAAUCUUGUUGUUUAUAUAUAUAUAUAUUAUAUAUUUGUUAUAUUAGUAUCAGAAGUAAAGGAAACAACAAAAAAAAAUAUACUUAAAAGAGACGAUAGGCGGUUAUGGAAUGUCAGCUAGCAAAAAAAAAAA